AUGUCAUUUAAUAACCGAAAUGACAAUGAAAAUGAUUAUUCCAAUAAUAAUGAUGAUACGAAUAGCGAAAAUUUUCACACCAUCGAUUAUUUUGACAUUUCUAACAACAAUAACAACGAAAACAUAAAUGAUAACGAUAAUAAUUUUAUUUCUCCAUCUACUGAUAAGUUCAUUGGUAUCGAAAAACAUUCUUAUUCUAACAAAAAAUUUUCAACUUUUCAUCAUCCUAUCACUGAUAAUAUUCACAAUAUACAAUCAUCUAAUGUUAAUAAUGACAUCAAUAUUCUUAAUAAUGAAUAUAAACCUAUUACGAAAGUUAGUUAUAAUGUUCUAGAGCAUAGUAGUAUGUUUAAGGAUGUUUACUUAAAAUAUCAUUAUCAUAAUGAUGAAGAAGCAGGACAAAAAGAUGAAGAAGAUUUUAUAAAGGAAUAUGAAGAAAAUAAGGAAAAUGCUGAUACUGAAAGGAUAUUGUCUAGAAGUAGACGUUAUUUAACAUUCCCGGAAGGAAGCUCAUUUCAAAUAGUUUGGGAUGGAAUCGUACCAAUUGUCGAUUAUAAUAAUUAUUUAAUUCUUGGUAUAACAGUUGCUUUGGCAUGGGCAUUACCAAGUGAUCCACCAAGUGAAAUAAUUGAAAAUGUUGUUAAUAAAUUAAAUAAUGGUACUUUAGGUCUUCAAAGAAAUUAUAAUAAUUUUAAAUGGAAUAAAAAUUAUAUUGACAACAACAAUAGAAAAUAUACUGAAGGAUAUCAUAAUAAGUUUAAAAAAAAUCAUAUUAUAAUUCCUGUUUUUGGUAAACGUAAGAAACGUGACAUCAGGAAAUAUCAUUAUGACCCUUUACAAAUUGUGGAUAUUUUAUAUCAUAGGCAAUCUCGCUUUAUACUAUACGAUAAAAUUGAAAAAUUUUUAAAUGAGUAA
Condylostylus longicornis is the source of this 915-nucleotide messenger RNA. RefSeq names its product homeobox protein 2-like. The transcript is spliced from 4 exons. The coding region runs from base 1 to 915 and encodes 304 amino acids. Lineage: Eukaryota; Metazoa; Arthropoda; Insecta; Diptera; Dolichopodidae. The record is from RefSeq and is a predicted model, not a curated record.